CGGUUCCUUGCGUGCGUCACAUCCCCCACCAGCCGUGUCCUCCCUCACUUCUCGUCCUCCUCCCUUCAACCACCACCACCACCGACGCAAAACACAAUGGCCUCCUUCGCGCGUACCAUCCUUCGCGCGGCCCCGCGCCUCGCCGUCGCCGCUGCCCCCCGAAUCGUCGCCGUCCCAAGACUUACCCGCGGCUUCGCGGGAACAAGUAACCUUAAUGAGAUUGUCAAGAAAUACACCUCAGACCACGAGUGGAUCAGCCUCGACACCGCGUCCGACUCCAACAUCGCGACAAUUGGCAUAACGACGUACGCGGCCUCCGCGCUCGGAGACGUGGUGUACGUCGAGCUUCCUGAGGUGCCUUCCGCCGCAACGACCGGCGAGCCCGUGGGUGCCGUCGAGAGCGUCAAGUCUGCCAGCGACAUCCUAUCCCCCGUCGACGGGGAGAUUGUUGAGGUCAAUGCGGCGCUCAACGAGAAGCCGGGAACGAUCAACCGGGCGCCGGAGGGCGAGGGGUGGAUCGUUAAGGUUAAGGUUGAAGGGGGGGUUAAGGCCCUGGAGGCGGAGGGAUUGAUGGGUGAGAAGGAGUAUAUGACGUUUGUGGAGACGUAAUGGGGAGUUGAGAUCGAAGAGGGAG
This is a messenger RNA of Tricharina praecox, 634 nucleotides long. Its product is annotated as glycine cleavage H-protein-domain-containing protein. The transcript has 3 exons. NCBI's taxonomy places the organism in Eukaryota, Fungi, Ascomycota, Pezizomycetes, Pezizales, Pyronemataceae. Bases 97 to 609 code for a protein of 170 amino acids. The record is from RefSeq and is a predicted model, not a curated record. Gene Ontology annotation, cellular component: mitochondrion; cytoplasm; glycine cleavage complex. Gene Ontology annotation, biological process: glycine decarboxylation via glycine cleavage system; protein lipoylation.